Chondrus crispus (carragheen) is the source of this 984-nucleotide messenger RNA. RefSeq lists its product as hypothetical. Gene Ontology annotation, cellular component: cytoplasm. The transcript has a single exon. Gene Ontology annotation, biological process: cell division; biosynthetic process; regulation of cell shape. Bases 1 to 984 code for a protein of 327 amino acids. NCBI's taxonomy places the organism in Eukaryota, Rhodophyta, Florideophyceae, Gigartinales, Gigartinaceae. Gene Ontology annotation, molecular function: UDP-N-acetylmuramoylalanine-D-glutamate ligase activity; ATP binding. The record is from RefSeq and is a predicted model, not a curated record.
AUGCUGCAGGAGGGCGGGCUGAAGGCUUUCGCCGGCGGCAAUCUGGGUGAGCCCCUCAGUCGUUUAGCCCUGAACCCCGAAGGAUACGACGUCGCGGUUGUGGAGCUGUCGUCGUACCAGCUUGAGUCGAUCGUCGAUGCGCAAUUCGAUGUGGCGUGCUGGCUCAACCUGAUGCCCGACCACCUGGAGCGUUACGAAUCGGUUGAUGCCUAUGCCGCAGCGAAACGCAGGUUGCUCGAACGACGUCGGAUUGGCGGCGUCGCCGUUCUCAACGCCAAAGACAGUGUCUGCGCCGACGCAGGCAUUCGGCUCGGCGGCGCGACACGGUGGUUUUCGCGAUUGCCCAAAUCCGACCUUGCCGGUCCGCGAGGCGCGUGCGGUCAGGAGGACGGCUCGAUUAUCCGUACGGUGAAAGACGAGACCGAAGUCUACCGUCCAACAUCUGCCGCGCUCAUUGGUCUACACGGGCUUGAAAACGCCGCCGCUGCCAUUGAGUGUGCGCGGCAUCUGGAUGUGUCGCCGGAGGCCGUGCAACGUGGUUUGCAGAGCUUCCAAGGCCUGGCGCAUCGACUGGAAUGCGUGAGCGAAGCCGGCGGUGUGACCUGGUACAACGAUUCCAAAGCGACGAACCCCGCGGCCGUGCGCACUGCGCUCGACGCCAUGAGUGGCCCCGUGGUCUUGAUUUUGGGUGGCAAAGAUAAGGGCGCGCCUUGGGAUGACGUUCUGGCCGCGGAGGUUGAGUUGCGCAAAGUCCUGUUAGUCGGCGCGGCGGCCGACCUGCUGGCCCCGAUGUUCCUCGACGCCGAACGGGUGGGGACGAUCGACGCCGCCGUUGUUCGUGCAGCCGAGCUUGCUGAGGCCGGUGAUGCAGUGCUGCUUUCACCCGGAUGCGCGUCCUACGAUCAGUUCAACAACUUCGAAGAGCGCGGCGACGCGUUUAAGAAGGCGGUUUUAGCCCUAAGCGAGUCGGAGGAGUCCACGUGA